GGAUGUAUAUUCCACCAAAGGGAAGCUCUAGUUUUGAUGAAAAGGUAAACUCGAGAGAAAACCGGGCGCCGGAAGCUGAGGUUUGGAAGAGACAAAGCACCCGGUCCUGGUAGAGCUGAGAAAAUGGCAUGGAGAGGACAGCUUUCUAAGAACCUGAAAGAGCUUCGAAUUCUGUUAAGCCAAUCUUCCCGUUCAAGUUCGACUACUAGAACAUUUAUAGAGAAGAAUUAUAAGGAUCUCAAAACCCUUAACCCAAAACUUCCCAUCUUGAUCCGUGAAUGCAAUGGAAUAGAACCUCAGUUAUGGGCUAGAUAUGAUUUUGGUGUUGAGAGGGGCUUUCGGUUGGAAGGUUUAAGCGAGGCCCAGAUCUCGAAGGCCCUAGAAGAGCUUGGGAAAGUGGGCGCAUCGCUUAAGGUUUGAUUUCGGUGCUGUUCAUCCCUAUGAAAUCAAAUAAAUUGAUAUUCUGGGAAGAUCUAUUAAGUCUGCGCUCUGGUGUUCUCUUUUAAGAUUCUUAUUUGGGAGUUUGGCAUCCCGUAAUCGUUGUCUUUGAGUUUGAUCGCAAUAAUAACAUGGCAUAAGCAUGUUUCCUUCCUGUGGAAUAGCUAGCGUUGGCAUUCUUCGUUCUGGUAUGGAUAUGCAGCACAGCUUUUAGUUCUGUCCAAAUUGGACAGGACCUCGAAUCUGCAAAUCUUAAAUGGUCAUUUUCCAUUUUACCUCUUAGCAUUUGUUUGGAGUAUGCUAUGGACUGUCAACUCCAACCAAACAGUUGGUGGCAAAUGGUCUUUCCUGAAGACACUCUGUGAACAUUGACAUGUUCGAAGCUUGUCUUUUCCAUAUUUCCA
Populus euphratica (Euphrates poplar) is the source of this 842-nucleotide messenger RNA. RefSeq names its product NADH dehydrogenase [ubiquinone] 1 alpha subcomplex subunit 2-like. NCBI's taxonomy places the organism in Eukaryota, Viridiplantae, Streptophyta, Magnoliopsida, Malpighiales, Salicaceae. Gene Ontology annotation, cellular component: respiratory chain complex I. The record is from RefSeq and is a predicted model, not a curated record. The transcript is spliced from 3 exons. Bases 124 to 420 code for a protein of 98 amino acids.